AUGGUGUUUCUGGUUGGUAGUCAGCUGUGUGCUUCUCCUUCGACUCCAGCAGAGUCGAUAGGUGAGGUGUCUUCCACGACAAUCUUAAGCGACCUCUCAAAUGACCUCUCAAGUGACCUCGACUUAGGGCCCACAGAUCCUGCUAUUCUCGCCCUCCUCACGCAGCUCUCCCAGCCAGGCAACUUCUCACAGCUGGAGGCCAUUAAUCGGCGUCAGCGGCAGAUUCGUUUUAAGAGUUCGUAUCGUGAGCUACCGGAGGGUCUACAGGGGAUCUUGGCUGGAGGGGAGGGCAGGAAUCUGGAGGGCCUCUCUUACUUCAUCCAGGUGGACUUGGACGACCCUCCCGCCAGCAAGGCUCUCGCCAAACUCCCUGAGGGCACCAAGACUUACUUCCCCCCGCAGCUGUCAGAGCCAGGAGCAACACUGCCGCAGGUGGAAGAUUCCGACGACGAUACUAUAACGCAGAAGGCAAUAUUGGUCGGUGUUUCCUCUACACGAGUGCCGGCCCUGGACCAAGAAGCAGCAAAGACGUCAUCUGGCUCAAAGACUUACACCUCACCACAUCUGAAGGAUCCCGCACUAAGGACCAACAGCAUUCACUCCCUGGAUGACAAUGAACUAGUGACGUCACCCUCGACCUCCACAAUACAAACUCUUUCUCCGUAUGAGGCGUCGACGACAGAGAAUCCAAAUUUCAUAGCAAAGGGUCUCUUAGUGUCAUCUAGCUACUCUGCUUACUCCAAACCUUUACAUAACUCCCUCACUACACGGCGUCAUAGAGUCACUACCACUCCUACUCCCUCUACAACUCCAUCUUAUUUCGUGAAGUCUUUUUCAUCUCUCUUGCGUUCCUCUUCACCUUCUCUGCCAUCAUCUCCUCCUAACAUUCAGGGCGCGUCGUCACCACCUUCCAACUUUGUUUCCAGUAAUUCCUUCACCAAGUCAUCUUCAUCUUCAUCAUCUUCAUCACACUCAACAACUUCUCAAUCUUUCUCAAGCUACUCGUCUCGUGAGGUGACAACGCCAUCAGAAUCUACAACCCCUCGUUCAGUACCCAGUUACUCUUUCUCAACCUCAUCUACACGUCUACCUUCAAGAGCUCCUCAAUCCUUCUCAGCUAUCUCAUUCACAACACCUUCUACCGCUGUGUCGUCAACUUCUAAGCCUUUAAAAUCUUCUUCUCCUCUUACCGUUUCGUUAAAUCUGAAUUCAUUGUCAAGAAACUCAUUUACAACAUCUUCUCCGCCUGUAUCAACAACUUCGAAGUCUGUUUCAAGUUACUCCUUCAUUACUUCUCCUCCAGUGGUGACAUCUCCCUCCUCUUUCACGACGUCCUCACAUUCUUUCAAUUCUGAGUCUGGAAAAUCAUCUCCUUCAGGUUCGUUUGUAUCGUCGUCGCCUCCUGCAGGUUCUCAAGUGACUCACUCCUCUGGUCCAUCAUCAUCACCAUCUUUUACACUGUUACCGAGCCAUUCUCCUUCUCCCAGGACCCGUACUACAGUCCCCUCUGCUAGAAGACAUUACCAGGCUCCUUCUCCUCCUCCUCGACUUCCGGAAAAAUCCUCAACAUUGACCAAAUCUUUCACCAACGCCAACACUUUUACUAAACACCGCUCUCGUCCCAUCCAAACGCCAUUACCCCCUAACGUACUCCCACAGCCAAAGCCCAGAACUAACGCUAAGUCGCUUUCCAGCAAUCCAGCUAACACUUUCCAGCACAUCACGGCUCCGAGACGAGGUGGUGGUGGUAAUGGAAGAGGCUCCCCCCCGACACCACUUUCAGACGGUAAGACACGAACUCUAGGUAACUCAGAUGACCCGUACACUGGUUCGAUACCCGGUCGUAGUGGAGUCGACUAUCCGACCUUUCAGACCAUACCGAAAACAGGCUUUGAUUGCUCCAGUAAGCCAGCUGGAGGUUACUACGCGGACACGGAAGCCGACUGUCAGGUGUUUCACGUGUGUUGGAGCGGACGGAGCGCAUCUUUCCUGUGUCCGGUGGGAACCUUAUUCAGCCAGCAGGUGUUGGUGUGUGACUGGUGGUACAACGUCGACUGCUCCUCCACCUCUGCCUUCAUUGAUGCCUCCCCAGGUGUAUGGAACCCCACCGGCGACACCAAUUACCUGUAGAGAACCGGAGGAGGGAGGGCAUUAACCACACCUCCCAAACACUCCUGCGGCUACCAGAUGGAAACCCAACGCCAGCUGUAGGCCAGGAGGGUCCCACCUGAGCCACCUGCAUACAACAAGCAGGUGUGAAUCUCAACCAGCUGUGUUUUUUUUAUCAGAGGUGCUCGUAAAACCCAGUAGGGGAAGGUACACGGUAACUGUCUUGUGCUUACUAGUGCAGAAGGAAGACCAGCAGGGAGAGAAAACACUGUGUAGUCAAGAUCCCUCACUCCACUAUACUGUACACAGGAACAAAAUAACGGUACGGUAAAUAUAGUGAAAAUGUUGUGUCUUGGAUACGAGUGACAGAUUCCAAGAUAACAUUAAGGGCGUGAAGAAGGAAGAUGACAACAGUGAUUAAUUAAUAUCGAAAGUGAGACAAAAUAAGACUCAUUAAAUUUACUAAUGAGAUGUUAAUUCAUGUCCGCUUGAGUCGAAAAAAAAAAAAGAACAAUAAAAGAGAUUAUCCCUUAAGUCUAUAAAAUUCAUACACAAGUGUUUUUUUUCUUAACUCUCUCUCUUUUUCGCUACAAUAUACAUCUUAUUCGUGUUCUAGACAAGUGCGUCACGAGUUUUAACUGGUGGUCAACGCAGUAUGCAUGUGAGGUCAGUUUUCUUCAUCAAUAUUUGGUACUAAGAAAAAACAAAUCUUCAGCACACAUUAGAGAUGAAAUUAGUUCAGUAACCUGGUGUUGUGUAUAGGAGAAUCGGUAAUGUAUUGGAUCCCUAUCAUGCACCCUGACCCCUAUCAUGCACCCUGACCCCUAUCAAGCACCCUGACCCCUAUCAUGCAUCCUGACCCGUACACCUUGACCCCUAUCAUGCACCCUAACCCGUAUACUGUUAUUGAGACAAGAGAAAAAGCUUUGUUCCGUUUAUUUACGUAACUAUUUACUUCUAGUCUGGAACGCCCCUCAACACACACACACACACACACACACACACGAGAAAGUCGGGAAUGAACCCUGACCCUCUUGCCUAAGUUACACACACACACACACACAUACAUACAUCUUCCUCCGCCUACGCUUUCCUUACGUUGUCUAGACAUUUCAAUUUAAUUUCUCCUCUUGGUGUUUUCGUUGUUAACCUGUGGAAUCUACCCACUUAGGUAUGUAAAUAUUCGUUAGAUUAUCUACUAUGUAAUUAUCCGAACACAAAACGAGAGGUCCACAUGUGUUUUUAUAAAAUACUAAGAUCAAAUAUGUCUUAUUUUUUCUGAACUGGGUGUUGUUUACGAACGCCUUGUGUUGUAAUUAAUAACGUUAAGAUUUAGGAACGGUAAGAUUAUCGUUUUGAGAAUAUACUUAUUUUCCGAAGGUCAGAAUUGUUCAAAAUACACAAAAAAAAAUCUGAAAAACAUAAUUUCAACGUAACCUAACCUAACCUAACCUAACCUAACCUAACCUAAUCUAACCUAACCUACCUAAACCUUUAUUCGCUGCAUGACCGAAACAAUAAUAAUACCUUACGAACAUCAGGACCUGGUAUUCUCAAAGAAUCGUAAAUUAAUUUCUCUCUCUAUUAUAGGGUACUGCCUGUGAGAAAGCACCUCUCUUUCUCUCUAUCUAACCACAGCACAAAACUGACUAUUGCUAAGGGCGUCAAUAUUGCACCAACACUACUGUAUGUUUAUGUAGGAAUUACCGCGAGUGCUGACCAUUGUAAUGAACGUAAAAGUAACAAUGUUAUUCCCGCCUAUUGAAGAAAACCACCUCGUAUUGUAAUACAAUUGAUUAUCAACAUUUCCCAUCAUCCAUUUUUAUCAUAAUUUGGAUGAUUAUUUUCUUAUUAUAGUCAUGCUUGCUAAAAACACUACGAGUAUGUUUUUCCUCUUAUAAAAUAUGACACCUUGGCCCCUGGUGUACGUGAGCACUGUUCACCUUUAUAAAAAUAGUUUAUUUUUGUAUGUAAAACCUAAAAUGAUACAUGAACAUUAUAAUGGAAUAAGAAUUAUUGGUUUAGGUGGAACAGACAUCCAACACCAGUUGCUCGGUUUCGUUAUUUUUUUCCACAGACACUCACCUAAUGUUACCUACCUUCCUAACCCCCUAACUCCCCGGCAUAUUAAAUAGAAAGAACUUACUUUGAUAUUUGGUACCAAUGAAGCCAACUUUCUUGAAACAGCAAGGUGUAUUUUUUUUUUUUGUGAACGUGAGACCACUCUUGAACCGAGCGGCUUGGUUGCCACGCCAACAAAACAUAUAUUUCGGCUGAAUAUUUACUCUAAAUAAUUAUUUUUUUUGCGAACACAGCACGUAGAGACAUCACUUUAGUGCCAUGUUAUCAGUUUUUCACCGUGUUUCACCCCCACAAUUUUUCCCUCAUCCUUCAUGCCCUACCCACUACAGGCGAUUUAUUAUCGUAGAGCGAACAAAAUACUCAUAAUGAAAAUAAAUCGUUAAAGUACCGUUUUUUUAUUACUAUCAUCCAAUGAACAUCUAUGGAAAAAUAAACGAAAUCGAACAACUGGUUUUAGCCGUCCGCUCUACUUAUACCAAAUUAUUUUUGUUAAUUUUUUCAGAAUGUUUUGACUUGUAUAUAAUGUUAAAAUUAAUAUAAAAAAAAACUGUAUAUUA
Messenger RNA from Homarus americanus (American lobster), 4748 nucleotides. RefSeq names its product mucin-5AC-like. The coding region runs from base 1 to 2130 and encodes 709 amino acids. NCBI's taxonomy places the organism in Eukaryota, Metazoa, Arthropoda, Malacostraca, Decapoda, Nephropidae. The record is from RefSeq and is a predicted model, not a curated record. The transcript has 4 exons. Gene Ontology annotation, cellular component: extracellular region. Gene Ontology annotation, molecular function: chitin binding.